AUGGCCUCUGAUAUCAGCCUAUUUCACACAAUCUAUAAGACCUCCUACAAAGCUCCUGUUCCCCUUACAGUUGAUAGCAAAGAAGACUGGUCCCUCCACAAGCUCCUCUGCAGCCGGCUCGCUGCCUUCUCCACUCCACCUGGCACCAAUUUCCGGCGCGCCAUCUACCUCCCAAUCCACGAGAAAGCGCCCAAAUUCGUCUGGGUACCUGUCGAGAAGAGCAGACUCUGGGAUGGUGAAAUACAAGAUGAUGACGAUGCGGAUUUUACCGAGUGGCUAGGAGAGAGGAGGUUCGGCUUUAGAAUGAUGAAGAGGAAUCAAGUGCGCAAUAGAGAGCUAGAAAAUGAGAUACAGUUGACGUUUAAGGUGACAGCUUACGGAAGUUUGGGGAUUCCGCCGCUGGAGGUUAAUGAGUGCACGGGGCAUGUUGCGAAGGGGAAGAACAUUUCGCUGUGGCGGGGACCGAUACUGGCCAUGAAGAUGGUUGGAAAGGAUUCUGAGCUGUACGGGCACAUUGAUAUGGAGGAUUUGAGAGAUCUUGCGGAUUUCUUUACGGUGACAAAUGCCGUUAUGGAGAUGUGA
Morchella importuna is the source of this 582-nucleotide messenger RNA. RefSeq lists its product as uncharacterized. NCBI's taxonomy places the organism in Eukaryota, Fungi, Ascomycota, Pezizomycetes, Pezizales, Morchellaceae. Bases 1 to 582 code for a protein of 193 amino acids. The transcript is spliced from 3 exons. The record is from RefSeq and is a predicted model, not a curated record.